This is a messenger RNA of Stegastes partitus (bicolor damselfish), 3690 nucleotides long. RefSeq names its product carnitine palmitoyltransferase 2 (gene cpt2). NCBI's taxonomy places the organism in Eukaryota, Metazoa, Chordata, Actinopteri, Pomacentridae. Bases 379 to 2382 code for a protein of 667 amino acids. The transcript has 5 exons. Gene Ontology annotation, cellular component: mitochondrion. Gene Ontology annotation, biological process: fatty acid beta-oxidation. The record is from RefSeq and is a predicted model, not a curated record. Gene Ontology annotation, molecular function: carnitine O-palmitoyltransferase activity.
AAGAAGAAGAGAACGACGUCACAUGACACGUCCUACCGGUUCACUUCCUGUUAUCUAUUCACUUCGUAUUUAUUUCUUUUUUCGUUUAUUUUUUCACUUUACGGUUUUAAACCAAGUCGAAUGAUAAACGAGCUACAUAUUCUCUUUGAGUCAACUCACUCCGAGUGUCAAACUGAUCCGGAAACAAAGAGGUCGGCUGAGGUAAGCCGUCGGCUGCUAAUGUUAGCUCAUUAGCUGUUGCUGUAUUUACUUGCGCUGACAGCUGCGGUGCUGAGCUCUGGCUCUUUGGCUGUCACUUUUUGUGCAUUACACUCGGAUACCCGGUGAUUUCUCCGUCGAUAAAACCGCUGCAGGUGUUCAAAUUCGCUCACCAGCGCCAUGGCUAGUCUGCUUUCAGUGGAGUGCGCUGCCUCUGUGAGGAAAUCUGGGAGUUUAUUUUAUUUAAGAAGCACCGCAUUGGGGAUCCAGACGAGACACUACAGCAGCGAGAAAGCCUCUUCGUCUGAGUAUCUGCACCAAAGCGUCGUGCCAUCCAUGCAUUACCAGAAGAGCUUACCCAGGCUCCCUGUACCUAAACUAGAAGACACCAUCAGAAGGUAUUUAGCUGCCCAGAGGCCUCUGUUGGAUGAUGGCCAGUUCGGGACAACAGAGAAACAUGCCCAAGAUUUCCAGAACGGUGUGGGCAAGCAGCUGCAUGAGGAGCUGGUAGCUCAGGACAAAAACAACAAGCACACAAGCUACAUCUCAGGGCCGUGGUUUGACAUGUACCUCGCUGCACGGGACUCUGUGGUGCUGAACUUCAACCCCUUCAUGUCUUUCAAUCCCGACCCCAAGGCCGAGUACAACAACCAGCUCCUGCGUGCGACCAACAUGGUGUGUUCAGCAGUGCGCUUCAUGAAGACGCUGCGAGCUGGCCUGCUAGAGCCGGAGGUUUUCCACCUGAACCCUGCAAAGAGUGACACAGACGGCUUCAAAAACUUUAUCCGCUGGGUCCCGUCGUCGCUGUCUUGGUACGGAGCCUACAUGGUGAAUGCUUAUCCCCUGGACAUGUCCCAGUACUUCCGCCUCUUUAACUCAAGUCGGAUUCCGAAGCACGGGCGAGAUGAGCUGUUCACUGAUGAUAAAGGUCGACAUCUGUUAGUUAUGAGAAAAGGCAACAUGUACGUGUUUGACAUUGUGGACAGGGAUGGGAAUUUGGUGAAGCCUGCGGAGAUCCAGUCCCACCUGAAGUACAUUUUGUCAGACUCGACGGAGGCACCCGCCUUCCCUCUGGGCGUCCUGACCAGUGAGAACAGGGAUGUUUGGGCUGGGCUGAGGGAGAAGCUGAUAGCUGCUGGAAACGCAGAGGAUUUACGCGUCAUCGACAGCGCCCUCUUCUGUCUCUGUCUCGAUGAAGAGAGCAUGCGUGACCAUAUUCACAUCUCCCACAACAUGCUACAUGGCGACGGCUGCAACCGCUGGUAUGACAAGUCCUUCAGCAUCAUUCUCACCAAAGACGGGCAGGCAGCUAUUAACUUCGAGCACUCCUGGGGCGAUGGGGUGGCCGUGCUCCGCUUUCAGAACGAGGUCUUUAAAGACACGACAGAGAAGCCACUGGUUCACCCAGGUUCUGCCGCUGCUGCUGUGGAUUCAGCCUCGGCCGUGCGCAGACUGCACUUCAACCUGGACGGCGAGCUGCAGAACGGCAUCAAAAAGGCGAAGGAGAACUUCAACUCGGCUGUGUCGAAACUCACCAUCGACGCCAUGGAGUUUAAGAAAGGCGGGAAGGAGCAGUUAAAGAAGAGCAAGCUGAGUCCAGACGCUAUCGCUCAGCUGGCUUUUCAGAUGGGCUUCUUGAGGCAGUAUGGACAGACAGUAGCCACAUACGAGUCUUGUAGCACUGCGGCGUUCAAACAUGGCCGCACAGAGACCAUCCGACCAGCCUCCAUACACACCAAACAGUGCUCACAUGCCUUCGUUCGCCAACCUGGAAAGCACAGUGUGGAGGAGCUACGGGGCAUGCUUCAGGAAUGCUCUAAAUAUCACGGGCAGCUCACCAAGGAAGCAGCUAUGGGUCAAGGGUUCGACCGUCACCUGUUUGCCCUGCGAUACCUGGCCAACUCAAAGGGCCAACCUCUGCACAACUUGUACAUGGACCCGGCCUACGCUGCCAUCAACCACAACAUCCUCUCCACCAGCACCCUCACCAGCCCCGCCGUCAGCCUCGGUGGCUUCGCCCCGGUGGUGCCCGACGGAUUCGGUGUCGGCUACGGUGUCCACGACGAGUGGAUCGGCUGCAACGUGUCCAGCUACCCGUCUCGCAACGUCCACGAGUUCCUGCAGUGUGUCCACAAGUCUUUAGAGGACAUUUUCAGCGUCCUGGAAGGGAAGCCGCUCAGCUAAGACAGAAGUGUAUGUAGCGAAAGGGUCGUUUUACGAGGGUUGAUUGAAAAAACUGAGACUGUAACGAUAAAAAUCUAAAACUGAACCCAGUAUAAAUUUGGCCACCAGCCGCAUCAAAGUAGUACCUUUUGUGCCGUGACACACUGCUCCCAGUGCUCCUGCACCGCUUGAAACACUCCCUGGGAGUCUUGUUACGUAAACAUGUCAAGCAUUAUCUGCAGCAAGCACUGAAUCUCUUAAACUGUGUCAAAAUGGUAAUAAUUUAACUCCUUUUUUGAGGAAGGAGUCACAGGGAGCGUAGUUUGGCCAGUAGGGCAGGUGGGGAGCAACUAUUGUGUUUGUGGCCAAAGAACACCAGUGCCUCAUUUUCAUGUUGUGACCAGACGCAGUGCGUAUUGUAGCACUGGCAUGCCUUUGCACCAGAUCUCUCCCUCAGACACCUCAGGACUUUACAGAAGAACCCUGCCUUAACUGUCCGACACUGGAGAAUGAAUUCACAGUGCAUAACCACGUGAACGUUGAAGAAAACAACAAGCAUCCUCCGGUUUGGAGUGAUGGUCCUGCAUAAAGGUUGGAUCAUCCACCUGCUGAUGGACACAGACUGAGAUUUUUGCUCUCUGCUCCAGUUUCAUAUCAAUGGAGAAACCAGAAAUGUGCAGCUACCAGUAAACACAUGUAACACAGGUCCUGAUGUUGAUUGUUCAGUGUGUGACAUCUUGACUCAACAGCUCCUGCUCACACAUGCUGCACAUCCACCAGUCUCAGAACUUUUUGAUCAACCCUCGUAUUGAUCAAUAUAUCACAAAGACGCAAUAAAAAAGAUGAGUAAAAUAUUUUUUUUUACAAUACAGAGAACAGCUUCUGUAGUAGUUAAUUAAUGUACAUCACUGUUGGGACAUCACAUGUUCAUCCAUCAUGUGAGAUGAAGGGCAGGGUCAGGUUUUAACUGUGGACAUAAUUACUGUAUUAUAAAAAAACGACAUUAAGCAUUACAACCGAAACUUUACUUGAACCAGUUAUGCGCACUGAAUCUGAAAUUUGCGACUGGUAUUAAAUUUCACAUCCAUUCUAACAGCAGUGUACUGUAGCCUAACGGUAGGUGUUCGCUGUGCUUUAGGGUUAAAUUAUACGGCCGCAAUGUUCAUGCAGUUUUAGAAAUCCUGUGCAGUAGAUGGCAGACAGAAGCUGUGCCUUAUAAAAUGAUGUGAAGCUCCAUCAGAGCAUUUCAGUUAUCAUCAUUGUCGAUUCCAGGCCUUGUUGUUGUGGGUGAAUGUUUUUUUGAAAUAAAACUUAAUUUAAUUAUUUGCA